GCAGCUGUGGGCCAGGAGGAGGAGGCAGAGUGGCGCGCGCUUCCCUGGAUGCUGCAGGACUGACUGCUUGUGCUGAAAUGACCGGACUGAUGGAUUUACAUGAGAUUUCCCCUUCAGAGGACUAGUCUACUCUCUGGGAUUUAUCACCUGGUUACUCUCUCCUGUGUGUUCUGUAUUUCUGAGGGGGAGUCACGAGCAGUAUGCUGCUUUCCAAGCUGGACUCCUUGUCUCACAUUUCCUCCAGCAUGGAUCUCCCGGCGAAGCUUCACCUCCAGCAAGGUAAAACGGAGAAGCCUCCCUUCGAGAAGCUGUACCGGCUGGGCUCGGUGCUCGGCAGCGGAGGAUUCGGCACCGUGUAUUCGGCGGUUCGCCUCGCCGACGGGCAGCCGGUGGCGGUGAAGCAUGUGUGCAGGGAAAGAGUGACCGAGUGGGGCUCUCUGUGUGGCACAGUGGUCCCUCUGGAGAUUGUGCUGUUGAAGAAAGUGGGCGGGGCUUUCGGUGGCGUGGUGCGGCUGCUGGACUGGUGGGAGCGGGUGGACGGCUGGCUGCUGGUGAUGGAGCGCCUGGAGCACGGGCAAGACCUGUUCGAUUACAUCACGGAGCGGGGCGCGCUGGACGAGGCGGCGGCGCGGGGCUUCUUCCUGCAGGUGCUGGAGGCCGUGCGUCACUGCUACACCUGCGGCGUCGUCCACAGAGACAUCAAGGACGAGAACCUGCUGGUGGACCUGAGGACGGGACACCUUAAGCUCAUCGACUUCGGCUCGGGGGCGCUUCUGAAAGAAACCCCAUACACGGAGUUUGACGGUACGCGGGUCUACAGUCCUCCAGAGUGGAUCCGGCUCCGCAGGUAUCACGGGCGCUCGGCCACCGUCUGGUCGCUCGGCGUGCUGCUGUACGACAUGGUGUGCGGGGACAUCCCCUUCGAGCAGGACGACGAGAUCCUGAGAGGACGGCUCUGCUUCAGAGAGAAGGUCUCCUCAGAAUGCCAGCAGCUGAUUGGCUGGUGUCUCAGCCAGAAGCCGUCUGACCGGCCGACCCUGGAGCAGAUCCUCCUCCACCCCUGGGUGACGGGCAGCAGCGGGCAGAAGACGGAUACCUGCAGCAUCACGCUCCAACCAAUCACCGCUGACUCCCCGUCCUCCUCGUCCUCCGGCCAGCAGAGCAUCUGAUUGGUCGAUCGGAGGCUGCAGAGGGCAGGCAUGGACUUGAUUGACAGCUGUCUUGAUGUGUUAGAUCGUUUCUCUUGGGACCGCGUAGUCUCGAGACGUGUUAGAGUGUAGCUCUUAUAGAGCGCCGUCACCCGUCCUUUGCUUUAUAGUGCCUUUAGUUUCAUGCCGCCGUGCUCCGCUCCGUCAUGGCAUCAAACUGCAUAUCAGGGCUCGUUAACGUCAAGUUGAGGCGCACCGCUUCCCACGUUGAGCGACGCGUUUCCCCCCGAAAAACUGUUGUAAGACUUUUAGUCUCCAUUCCUUACGACUGUGGAAAUCUCUCUCUCGAUUAUUUUAACGCCCAAUCCUCCUCGCACAUCAACAAACACUACACACACAGUCUGAGGCAGUGUGGGGAAACAUGUCACUCAACCUGGACUCCCGAUCGACGCGCUGCACGCCGUGUUCAGAUUCAAAAGACAGAAAGUUAACGUUUAUGAUGAACACAACUUACUUGAACGCUCGCCAAAAAGAUGAACCCUCAUUAAUCUAACGCCCUGUUUCACUCCCCUCCCUCUGAUGGACUCACCCGCUGACAUGUGGGAUACUUGAAACACACAAUCUACUCUCUGAGGACACACACACACACACCCACACCUCUGUGGAGUCUGGUUCAGGACCCCAGACCUGAGUCUCGGCUCAGAUACCAAAACUGUUGAACUCUCUGUGGAGUAUAAACACUUCUGUCUCUGAUCCCUCCGGUUUCAUUUGGACUCUGAGAGACGGAGGAGUAACUCUGACUGUCCUCUCCUCUCUCUGGUGCUGCUUCACCUGAACUCGUUUUUGGUUUUUCUCAUUGUUUGAAGUCUUUGGAUGUCCACAGGAACACACCACCUGAGUGUCAGUGUUGAUACCACAAUGAGUCUUAGGAUCAGACGCGUCUUUUUCCUGUUUGACAGAAACCUCCCUGAGGUUGCUCAGCCGCUCCUCUCUCCGUCUCAUUCCCCCCUUUUUUUUUUUUUUUAAGCUCCUCUCAUCUGCGUCUCCUCUCCGCCCCUCUGAGUGUAAAAUGCACAUUCAAUGCAAAUCUUCAGUUUUAUAUUUGAGACACAUGUAUAGCUUUUUCAUUUUUUGUAUAUUUAUUUAUUUAGUUAAAGAGACAUUCCUCUUGUUUAUUUAUUCGUCUCAUUGUCUUAUUUUUUUAUUCCUCUGAGAACAGGACGAGUUUCAGGGUCCAGUUUGAGUUUUCUGACAUCAGGUCCAGAGUUAUGACUCGAUUCUCAGAUUAUCAAUUCACUCGUUACAUUGCUCCGUGUUUUAUUGAAUUCUGAUGAGAAAAAUAUUUUUUCAUGAAAAAUGUUCAAAUUAAAGCUUUUGUAUAAAGUCUGAAAA
Messenger RNA from Notolabrus celidotus (New Zealand spotty), 2540 nucleotides. RefSeq names its product serine/threonine-protein kinase pim-3-like. Gene Ontology annotation, cellular component: cytoplasm. The record is from RefSeq and is a predicted model, not a curated record. The transcript is spliced from 6 exons. Lineage: Eukaryota; Metazoa; Chordata; Actinopteri; Labriformes; Labridae. The coding region runs from base 201 to 1169 and encodes 322 amino acids. Gene Ontology annotation, molecular function: protein serine/threonine kinase activity; ATP binding. Gene Ontology annotation, biological process: negative regulation of apoptotic process; protein autophosphorylation; regulation of mitotic cell cycle.